UAACACCUACUAUAUUCAGAGCGCCAACAUCAUUGAAUAGUAGUGGUAAUAAUGCAAAUUAUACUCUCGUUUUACCACCGUUAUCAGCGGUUCAACGUAAUACCACCUAUACACAUUUAGAUGACAUU
Entrophospora sp. SA101 is the source of this 128-nucleotide messenger RNA. NCBI's taxonomy places the organism in Eukaryota, Fungi, Glomeromycota, Glomeromycetes, Entrophosporales, Entrophosporaceae. The record is from the annotation of a GenBank genome assembly.